Molecule: messenger RNA, 531 nt
Organism: Erpetoichthys calabaricus (reedfish)
Lineage: Eukaryota; Metazoa; Chordata; Cladistia; Polypteriformes; Polypteridae
Product: trace amine-associated receptor 13c-like
Exons: 1
Coding region: 1-531 (176 amino acids)
Biological process (GO): G protein-coupled receptor signaling pathway
Cellular component (GO): membrane
Molecular function (GO): trace-amine receptor activity
Source: RefSeq, a predicted model, not a curated record
AUGUAUUUCAAGGGAUGUUAUUUUACAUUUGAUAUUGCUUCUGUUUGUCUUGGUGAAUGUGUAUGGUUGUAUAAUGACAUAUUGGGGCUAGUGGAUCUCUGUAUAUCUUUUAUUCUUCCGUGUACUGUAAUGGUAAGUCUGUAUGCAAAAAUUUUCAUGGUCGCUAGGAGGCAUUUAAAAAUAAUUAAUCUGGUAAAUCAGCCAACAUUCAAAAUAGAAGAAAGCCAAAAGAAAAUACCUAAAAAAUCUGAAAGAAAAGCUGCAAAAACAUUAGGAAUUGUCAUAUUUGUUUUCCUUCUUUGCUGGGUUCCUUUCUCUCUGUGUUCAGUUAUUAAUACAUACACUGACUUGGCUAUAUCUAAUGUUAUUAUAAAUUUUUUCACAUGGCUAAUGUAUUUUAACUCUGGUAUGAAUCCAAUAAUCUAUGCUUUAUUUUAUCCUUGGUUUCAGAAAUCCAUUAAAAUCAUUGUGACAUUAAAAAUAUGUAGUCCUGAAUCCUCAAUGAUUAACUUAUUCUCAGUAAACCAUUAG